Leptinotarsa decemlineata (Colorado potato beetle) is the source of this 1784-nucleotide messenger RNA. RefSeq names its product sialin. Gene Ontology annotation, cellular component: membrane. The record is from RefSeq and is a predicted model, not a curated record. NCBI's taxonomy places the organism in Eukaryota, Metazoa, Arthropoda, Insecta, Coleoptera, Chrysomelidae. Gene Ontology annotation, biological process: monoatomic anion transport; transmembrane transport. Gene Ontology annotation, molecular function: transmembrane transporter activity.
AACGCUACAAUAAAAAGAUCAAAGCAUGCGAGUAACAACGAUCUGCUAGAAUGUAAUCGUUUUUUUUUCGGUACCACCGAUCGCUCAAUACAACCUUUAACUGGGAAGGUGCGAAUCAUAACUUUCAAUACUACACGAAAGUAUGUGCAGGUGAAUUGCGAUCGCGAACCCAAAGUUACGACAGUGAUUUUGUAGUCGGUCAUGUGCUGAAGUGCAAAAUUCAUCCGGAUAUUUGAUGUUACGGCCCAUACUGGUACUUAUUCAAGGAUUUGGAGAUGGUGCACCCCGAGGAGAGGAUGUCCCCCAAUUCUGUAAAGGCGGUACAAUCAGAUGAGACUAAAAGAGCUCCCGAAUCAACAUGGAUGUUUUGGAAAAUGAGGAGAUAUGUUGUGGCACUUUUAGCAUUUCUUGGUUUCUGUACAUCAUAUGCCCUGAGAGUGAAUCUGAGUAUUGCAAUUGUAGCUAUGACAGAAUUCAAAAACACUACUCUGGAUAACGGUACUGUUAUACAGGUAAAUACUAUAAUAUAUACAUUGGGUUUUGUCUAUAUUGACUUCAUAUAUCUGAUUGGGGGUUAUUUAGCAGCUCGAAUUGGUGGCAAGCGUGUUUUUGGAACCGGCAUAGCAGUCACUGCCGUUUUGACGCUCGUGACUCCAUGGGUGGCGCAAACUAACUUUUAUCUAUUGAUUGUUGUGAGGAUCAUAGAAGGUAUUUUUGAGUUCGGACUCUGUUUUACAGGAACGGUCGGUAUAAUAUGGUGCAUUUUAUGGAUGGUGAUAGUCACGGACUCUCCUGAGGAAGAUUCCAAAAUAAGCGAAUACGAACUGAAUUUUAUCACUUCAGCACUCAAUGAAGAAAGCAAAUCAAACAAGAAAGCCAACUCAAAAAUACCUUGGCGCUCGUUUGCAACCUCUAUGCCUGUUUGGGCAAUUACCGUUUCUCAUUUUAGUGAAAAUUGGGGAUUUUACACACUUCUGACUCAACUGCCGAAAUUCAUGAAAGGGGUUCUGGAUAUGAAGCUCAAUGCAGCAGGUUUCUUAUCUGCCCUUCCUUACCUCGCCAUGGCUAUAAUGACCCAAUUUUCCGGCCAUCUUGCGGAUUGGUUUCUAGUGAAAGGAAUCCUCACAACUACGCAGGUCAGAAGAACUUUCAACUGCAGUGGAUUCGUUGCACAAACCGUUUUCAUGAUGACUGCGGCAUAUUGGUUGCAUCCAGUUGGUACCACGUUCUGCCUUACUAUGGCUGUUGGCCUUGGAGCCUUUGCUUGGGCUGGUUUCAGUAUAAACCAUCUUGACAUUGCUCCCCAGUAUGCUAGUAUUCUCAUGGGUUUCGGCAAUACUUUUGCCACGAUACCUGGAAUUGUCAGUCCUAUACUAACGGGUUACAUUGUAACGGAUGAGACAAGUAUUUCAGAGUGGCGAGUAGUGUUUUUCAUAUCGUCCGGAAUAUAUCUGUUUGGAGCAGUUUUUUAUGGAACUUUCGUUUCUGGUGAAUUACAACCCUGGGCUGUCGAAACUCAGUCACUAAAAACGGAUUUAGAGAGAUACGAAGACAAAAAUCGAACCAGCAGGCAAACCCAUUAUGAGAACAAAAGUUUCAAACCAGAUUCAGAUUAUAGCUAAGAAGAUCAAGAUUACUGCUUGAAGUGUGAAUCAGAGUAAUUUCUUCUCCUGAUAACGAAUAUAGAUACUUAUAUUAAGUGACAAUAAUCAUUACAACUGUAAGUUCUGAUUUUUCUCAAAAUGUAUAUCUAGGACUACUGAAAAAAAAUAAUACAUAAUGAA